AGUCACUGUUGAAAGUGCUGUCGAGUUAUUCGGAUUGAUUUCUUGGUUUGGUCGCAAAUUGAAAAGAAAUUCAGUGAACAGUUCUUGAUUAGCCGGCUCGUGGGUUUAUCUCAUUAGUGGCAGCGAUGGAGACUUAUACAUUGCCAUGCGCCGCCCAAAGUGUGGGACCGGCAAACCAACUGAUUGGCCUCCUAAUCAACACCCUGCUCGCCUCGCAAUGCGCCCUGUCACCACCCGAAAUGUGGCCAAAGGACUACGGACCGACAGCACUGGAGAAAGGUUUUGAGGAGUAUGACUUCAUUGUUGUCGGCGCAGGAUCUGCAGGAUCAGUUGUUGCUAAUCGCCUGAGUGAGAAUCCCAACUGGAAAGUCCUUCUCCUCGAGGCAGGAGGAGAUCCACCCAUAGAAUCUGAGAUCCCAAAUAUGCCACUAGCUUUGUUCAGAACAAGAGUAGAUUGGCAAUAUUACACGGAGAAAUCUAACACUGGAUUGGGCUACAAGAAUAGUCACUAUUGGCCAAGAGGUAAGCUUUUGGGUGGUUCAGGAUCCAUCAAUGCCAACCUGUACAUUCGCGGCAACAAAAGGGACUACGACACGUGGGAGGAAUUGGGCAAUGUUGGGUGGAAUUGGCAAGAUGUCAUUAGAUACUUCAAGCGAUCUGAAGACAACAAAAUCGAGCAUCUCUUCGAGUUGACCGGCAGUCAAUACCACGCCAAAGGCGGUCCCAUGAAGAUAGAUUAUUUCUAUUCCGUGGAAAUGAUGAAAAUCGCCGUGGAAGAGGGCGCUUUCGAGUUGGGAGAAGUCGAGCACAUGGACAUCAAUGCUGACCAACACAUUGGCUGGGCAAAUGUCUUCGGCAAUCUGGACAAUGGCCGAAGAUGCAGUCCAGCGAAGGGUUUCCUCAUCCAAGCGGCAAAUCGAACAAAUUUGCACAUCGUGAAAAAUGCUCACGUGACGAAAGUCAAUGUGAAUGAGAAGAAUGAAGUGGAAGGAGUGGAAUUGAGUCUGAAGGAUAAGAAAUUCAAUGUCAAAUCCACGAGGGAAACAAUUAUGUCAGCAGGAACUGUUAACACUCCUCAAUUGUUGAUGCUUUCCGGAAUCGGUCCGAAGGCGCAUCUUGACGAAAUGAAAAUCCCUGUGAAAAAGGAUUUGGCUGUUGGUAAGAAUCUUCAAGAUCACUUUGCCAUUCCCAUUUACAUUGGCUUCCACAAGAACAGAAAUGCCACAACCACGAUUCAGGACAUGUCUGACAUGGUUUAUUCCUAUGUGAUGCACAACAAAGGCUCACUUUCCGGCGUUGGAAUGCUCAAUCUCGUUGGAUUUUACAAUACUCUCAACAAUUCUUUACCAUAUCCUGAUAUUCAAUUCCACACACUCUACUUCCGUCGCAUCGCACCACAAAUGAAAGGAUAUCUGAAGGCAAUGCAGUUUACGCCUGAGGUUGAGAAAUAUAUGGAGAAGGCUCAUGAGAAAUACGACAUUCUCUGCCUCAUGGUGACACUGCUGAAGCAAGAUGUUCCGGGAAAGAUUGAACUCAGAAGCACCGAUCCAUUCGAUCACCCCAAAAUCUUCCCCAACUACAUGGCCGGCAAGAGUGAGCUGGAGACGGCAAUUCGUGGAAUUAGACGCAUUCAGGAGUACAUGAAGACAGAAUCUUACAAAAUGCACGACCCUGAUUUGUUCAAGAUCGACCUGAAGAAUUGUGAGCUCCUGGAUUUUGACAGUGAUGAAUAUUGGGAGUGUUACAUUAGACACAUGGGAACAACCAUUUACCACCCCGUGGGAACGUCCAAGAUGGGCCCAAAAUCCGAUCCAGACGCUGUUGUCAGUGACGAAUUGAAGGUGAACGGCGUGAAAGGACUCCGUGUUGUUGAUGCCAGCAUAAUGCCGGUGAUCAUCAGUGCUAAUACUAAUGCUGCAGCCGUGAUGAUUGGCGAAAAGGGCGCAGACAUGAUUAAGAACGAGUGGAAGAAGUUUGAUAAGAAAGAUGAAGAUGACGUGAGUAAGAAAGACAGCAAAGAUGACAAAGUCGGCGAAGAACUAUAAAAGGAAAAAUUUUGCUUCAAAAAUGAUCGUGAAAUAAAUCAUAAUUCCUUUGAAAUAAUUAUUUUUACAUUGACUACUUGAGAAUUAAA
This is a messenger RNA of Phlebotomus argentipes, 2134 nucleotides long. Its product is annotated as glucose dehydrogenase [FAD, quinone]-like. The transcript is spliced from 4 exons. Gene Ontology annotation, molecular function: ecdysone oxidase activity; flavin adenine dinucleotide binding. The coding region runs from base 126 to 2045 and encodes 639 amino acids. The record is from RefSeq and is a predicted model, not a curated record. NCBI's taxonomy places the organism in Eukaryota, Metazoa, Arthropoda, Insecta, Diptera, Psychodidae.